Enterobius vermicularis (human pinworm) is the source of this 300-nucleotide messenger RNA. NCBI's taxonomy places the organism in Eukaryota, Metazoa, Nematoda, Chromadorea, Rhabditida, Oxyuridae. The record is from the annotation of a GenBank genome assembly.
AUGAAAACACUGAUUGUUCUGCUUUGCAUGAUCGUUGCUGUAGCAUACUGUGAAUCAGAGCAAUGCCUUUUGUGCCAAAAUAUGGUAAAAGAUGCUAAAGAAGAGUUCAAUAACAACUUCUCUUCUGUAACCACAGAACAAGCUAUCACAUUUGGUAACAGCGAGUGUGAAAAAUAUGCUCCUUCAGACGGUGUAGCAGUAUGCAAAGCAUUUAUUGGUUCUCUUGUAAACGUUGCACUACAGUUCUUGAAGAGUGGAACUAAUAUUGAUACACUAUGCGCUCAAUUUAAAAUCUGUUAA